Salvelinus namaycush (lake trout) is the source of this 978-nucleotide messenger RNA. RefSeq names its product bromodomain adjacent to zinc finger domain protein 2B-like. The record is from RefSeq and is a predicted model, not a curated record. The coding region runs from base 1 to 978 and encodes 325 amino acids. Lineage: Eukaryota; Metazoa; Chordata; Actinopteri; Salmoniformes; Salmonidae. The transcript has 7 exons.
AUGGGGAUUGGUAGAGAUGGCUUCAUGAGAGCUCUCUUCAAAUCUAACCAUAUGGAGUCUGGAGAGCGGCUGGCCUCCCCAUCGUCAGCCCCGUCCUCCCUGCACAUCACCUCCUCCACUGUCUCCUCCGCCGUCUACUCCCCAGCCCCUGCCCCUGUCUUGGCCAAGACGCCCUCCCUCAAGUGCAGUCUCACCCCCAGCCCUGCCACCCUGGGCUCCCCUCUCACCACCUGUGGAGACUUGUUUCGGGCGGCGGGCGAUCAUCAUUUCAACAUGUCUACGGUCUCAAGUGCCUUUCCCAUCUUCAACCACCCAGCGUUUGGUCUGUACACUACCAGCUCAGGGCACUCAGAGUUUGGAGGCCUGGGGUCCUUGGGGAUGUCUGCUGCCUUGGCUGCUCACUCCCAGCUUGGAGCCUUUCCAGAAUGGUGGAGGGCAGCUGAGGCUCAGGGGCGUGGAGCUGCAGCCUUCUUCCCCCAUCUCCUGGGGCUCCCGCCCAUGUUCCUACCCCAACUCCAGCAGAGCCACGACCCCAGCCCCUUCCAGGCCCGCACCCCCAGCAAGAACGGACGAGCCACUGCCAAAGGAGUGAAUGGAGCAGUGAAUGGCAGCAGUGUCUCCACUGUGUCUGGGGGAAUCUCCACCACCGCCACUACGUUCUCAACACAGGGGAACACUGAGAAACUGAAAGGCACCAACAACGGCAGUGGCAAGAUCCGCAUGAGCCACCAGGACAUGAACCAAGUGAAGGAGAAAACGAAAGAGAAAAAACUUGGCAAGAAACUGGUGGAGGCGUCCAGCAACAGUGACAGCGAAUCAGGGUCCUCCUCUGAUAUCUCCAGCGAAGGCUUGAACAGCAGUGAGUCAGAUGACCUAGACGACGAUGACGACGAUCAGAGCAACGACAGCGACGAUUCUAACUCGGCGAAGGAGAGCGUAAAGAGGAAGAUUAAGGUGCGUUUCAUUGUCACGGCCUGA